Molecule: messenger RNA, 2257 nt
Organism: Seminavis robusta
Lineage: Eukaryota; Bacillariophyta; Bacillariophyceae; Naviculales; Naviculaceae
Source: the annotation of a GenBank genome assembly
CCCACCUACAGAAAAGCUUCACACCACGCGACGCACCCUGUUCAAGAUCUUCUGUCGUGGUGAUGUUGUAAUCGCUCCUUCUCACAAAAUUGACGAUCUCGAAUCUGGAAGCAGCAACAAACAACAACAUCAAACUCUCACCUAACACGUCAAACCAAGCAACAUGAUGACAUCUACCGAACAAGUUCAGGUCUCAGGAACAAACCCCAAGCGCCUUGGAAGCAGGGCCGGCUCGAACAACAGCGGGAUGGAAUCGUCCAUUUUCAAGUUCAAGAACGUCAACUUUGUUGCCGGCAAGGGUGACAAACAAAAGCAUUUGCUUCAGGACGUCAGCGGAACGGUCAAGUUUGGACGUGUCCUUGCCGUCAUGGGCCCAUCCGGAGCUGGCAAAACGACUUUGAUCAGUGCCCUUACUUUGGAUGCCCACUAUGGUACUCCAUCUGGAGCUGUCACCCUCAAUGGUGUCGCUCUUACUGAUAAAUUGUUCAAAAGACACUGCUAUGUGGUCAAACAACAUGACAAGCACUGGCCUUAUCUCACCUGCAGGGAGACUCUUCAGUAUGCUGCUGAACUGUAUCAAGUCGCAGACAGGAGCAACAUUCCAGCUGUUGUCGAGGAGACAAUUCAGAAGAUGGGAUUGGCAGUUUGUGCUGAUACUCGAUGUGCUCGCCUUAGUGGUGGGCAAGCUCGCCGCCUCUCCAUCGGCAUGGCCCUAUUGAAGCAGCCUACAGUGCUUUUCUUGGAUGAGCCAACAUCUGGAUUGGAUGCUGCUGCUGCUGACAACAUCAUGCAGGAGAUCGUCCGUGUUGCCAAGGAUGAGCGGUUGAUCAUCAUGUGCUCAAUCCACCAGCCCAGCUCCAAGGUGUACCAAGGCUUUGACCAGUUGAUGAUUCUGUCCCGUGGCAGGGAGGCCUACUCUGGUGACUUGAUUGAUGCUCCUCCAUACUUUGAAAGUAUUGGCGCCCCUGUUCCCUCCCAGAUGAAUCCAGCAGAGCACUACUUGGAUUUGGUGAACUCGGACUUCAGUUCCGAAGAAGAGGUUGUCAAGCUCCUAGAUACCUGGGAAGAAAGAGCUCCAAACCAGCAAAGCUCGCACGGACCGGCUAACAAUGACGAAGGUCAAGACGGAGUCACUGGGGGUCUCCGCCGAAACUUUUUCGAUGAUCUUCAGAUCAUGUUCCGCCGUCACUUCAAAUUGAUUAUCAGAGACCCUGUGCUCUACGUUGGAAGGAUGGUGAUGAUCCUGAUUUCGAACUUGGUCUUUGCCUUCGUUUACUGGAAUGCCCGCGACUACCUGCAAUCACAAGUACCCAACAAACAUUUCAUAAACAUCUGGUUUGUGGCAGUUGCAUCCAACAUGGGUGUGGUAGCCGUGUACGCCCUGAACGAUGAAUUCAAGUCGAUCCUCCGCGAGACGAAGAACGGCGGGUUGAAUCCAUUCGCUUAUGUGGUUGCCAAGUCCAUUAUGGUGGUUCCUGUGCUGUGGGUCAUGAGCAUCUUUGCCCUCGCGAUCCCGGGAUUGCUGGUUCAAGAUCAGCCAAAGGACGUCUUCCUUCAAGCAUCACUUCUAUGGACAGUCAUCAUGUUCUGCUUUGAGUGUUUGGCCGAAUGCCUGUCAGUCUGGGUCGAAGAUCAAAUCUUUGGAAUGCUUCAGUUCAUGAACUUCUGGUUCAUGUGUUUCCUAUUCUCUGGCAACUUCAUUGAGUCCACCAUCCUCUACUACCCGUUCGAACUCUUCUACCACAUCCUUCCCUUCUCCUACUACAUCCGAAGCUGCACAUACCUCAACCUCCACGAUGCAACCUGGGACCAAUGCACCGGUGGCCCGGCAAUCGGACAGGCCAUCUGUGUUGAAUCUGGUGAUCCCACGGAAGUCCUCGAUAGCUUGAGCAACAUCUAUGGCGUCGUCGAUUCCGAAGACCACGUCGCUAGAGACAUGCUCGUCAUUUUUGGUAUCGGUAUGAUUUUCAAGAUCUUGUACGUUGUUGGGGUCUGGGUCAAGACCAGCAAGGUUGCCACCAUCAAAUCCAACUAAGAAAACCUAUAUGCGCACAAGUGACCCCCAGCAGAGACCUGAACAUUGCAUUUGGUUGGAUGUCUUGUUCUGUUUCGUUUGUCUACGAUCGCCGGACGCUAAGAGAAAAAAGCCCCGGAGCUGGGCACUGAACCUUUCCUUUUGGUUCAAUCUAUGUUACACAUUCACAAAGCAAUGCAUGUAGUACAAUCUCAUCAAAGACUAUUAGAACAAUCUAUCGAC